ACUUCAACACUCGUCUCUAAGCAACGCUACAAAUUGUUUGUUAUAUUGAUUUAACAAGUCUAGCAAAAGUGUUAACAACAAUUCAUUCUGCCCCAAACAAGCGAUGGACUUGGAUCCCAACAACGAUUUGGAGAAACGCAUCUCAGAUGCUUUCUGCGUAUUCGAUCAUCAUGGCGAUAAACUGAUAGAUGUGCGUGAAGUGGGCACAGUGCUGCGUCUGCUGGGCUGUGUGCCCACCGAGCAGGAGGUCAAUGAAGUUAUCUCGGCCACUGAGUCGGAGGAGACCAGCGGUGUAGUGCACUUGACCAAAUUCUUGCCGCAUGUGUCGCAGCUGCUCAUGGAACGCAAAAUGGAGCCUGCACCACCUGAGAAAAUUUUGGAAGCUUUUCAAACUCUGGAUUUGGAGAAAAAGGGUUUUCUCACCAAGGAAAGCUUUGGCAAGCUAAUGAUGGAGGAGGGUGAACCCUUUACACAGGAAGAAAUGGAUGAAAUGUGGCCCGUGGCCAUCGAUCCCAUCAGCGGGCAUAUACCCUACGAGCUGUAUUUGAAUCAGCUAAUGGUAUAUUUGUAAUUGAAAAUAUUUAAAGUAACAUUGUAGAUGA
This is a messenger RNA of Drosophila busckii, 602 nucleotides long. RefSeq names its product dynein regulatory complex protein 8. NCBI's taxonomy places the organism in Eukaryota, Metazoa, Arthropoda, Insecta, Diptera, Drosophilidae. The transcript has 4 exons. The record is from RefSeq and is a predicted model, not a curated record. Bases 104 to 571 code for a protein of 155 amino acids. Gene Ontology annotation, molecular function: calcium ion binding.